Ixodes scapularis (black-legged tick) is the source of this 627-nucleotide messenger RNA. RefSeq lists its product as uncharacterized. The coding region runs from base 1 to 627 and encodes 208 amino acids. The transcript is spliced from 3 exons. Lineage: Eukaryota; Metazoa; Arthropoda; Arachnida; Ixodida; Ixodidae. The record is from RefSeq and is a predicted model, not a curated record.
AUGAAACGUGGUCAAAUCGAAGGCCACCGCGUGGGUAGUCUUCAACAUCCUUCAACUACACGACUCGCUUUCCGUUGUCUCCAGAUCUCGAGCUCAGAGUCCGUGCGGAGGCUGUGGGACCGUAUGGAUGCCAUGGGUGGCGCUAUUCCGGUCCGGGAGGUCUUCACCGCAGAUGCGACCGGGAGGUCUUCACUGCAGAUGGUGCAGCAGCGCAAAGCCGUCAUAGCCACGGACAUGAUAGCCGGACGCGUCCAGUCGUCCCUGUUCUGCCCGGUCCUGGACGGCUUCUUCCACGUGGGGACACAGUCCAUCACCAAGCUGCGCUCCGUCUGGUACUACCGGAAGCGGAUAGACCCCGACCUCGUGAAGGCGAUAAACAAAAGGAUCUUGUGGCUCUCCGAGUCCGCCGUGCCGUUCAUGCGAGACCAAGACCUCUACCCUAAGGGAUCCACCUGCUUCCUUGACACGUCCAAGCAAGACCGGAGCGACGCCUUCCAGCCACUCACCGUGCAAGACAUGCGCGCUGUCUUUGUGCUCUGUGGCUAUUUGAUCGCCAUGGCCUGCGUUUUUCUCCUCAUUGAGCUCAUCGUUCACGGGAUGUCACACUGCGCUGGCAGCCUCGCGUGA